CCUCCUCUCUCUCUCUCUCUCUCUCUCUCUCUCCUCACUGGCCUUCGCUUUGGGUGCUGUUUGGGGAGUUCGGAGAAAUGAAGAUAAUUGUGGUGAAACUGGACUUGCAUGAUGACAAGGACAAACAGAAGGCUCUCAAGGCAGUCUCCACCCUUCCUGGAAUCGAUUCCCUUGCAAUGGACAUGAAGGAGAAGAAACUGACGGUGGUUGGAGCCGUCGACCCUGUCAAAGUUGUGAGCAAACUCAGGAAAUUCUGGCCGACCAAUAUAUUCUCAGUGGGUCCAGUGAAGGAGCCUGAGAAGGAGAAGAAAGAAGAGCCCAAAAAGGAGGAACCCAAGAAGGAGGAGGAGACCAAGAAGGAGGAGCCCAAAAAGGAGGAGACCAAGAAGGAGGAGCCCAAGAAGGAGGAGGAGACCAAGAAGGAGGAACCCAAGAAGGAGGAGGCCAAGAAAGAGGAACCCAAGAAGGAGGAGGCCGAGAAGAAGAGAGAUCCCCAAGAGCUGAUGAUGAUGGAGCUCGUCAAUGCCUACAAAGCUUACCAACCUCACAUGACCACACAUUACUACGUCCACAGUGCCGAGGAGAAUCCAAACUCUUGUGCCAUCUUGUAAGUAAUAAUUACGUGAAAACAGGUAAGGUUUUAUCCAAGUCUUGAGAACCAAUACUGUGAGCCUUCCCAACCACCCUGAUGGAAGGCUGCAGAUAAAUUAGAGAAGCGACUCUGUAUGGAUGGUGGGUGGUUGCUUCAAGAUUUCCCGUUCGGUUAGAAGGUAUGUUUGAUGGUGAAUAAAUAAGUUUUAGGUCGCUUGAGCUUUUGAUUUCUAGGAAUUAUGUACAAAAUAUUUAAAUAAACUUUUGACAUCCUGUCUGGUUGAUGAGUAUAUACGUCUGUAAGAAGCGGCCUUAAGAAACUUUGGUUUCUAAUUCUGUAUGGUAUCUCACUUUUGGAGUUGUAUCUUUCACUGAAAUAAAUGGGAACAUAAAGCUACGGCAGGAGUUUAAAGACA
Elaeis guineensis (African oil palm) is the source of this 1007-nucleotide messenger RNA. NCBI's taxonomy places the organism in Eukaryota, Viridiplantae, Streptophyta, Magnoliopsida, Arecales, Arecaceae. The record is from RefSeq and is a predicted model, not a curated record.